This is a messenger RNA of Andrographis paniculata, 2788 nucleotides long. Its product is annotated as oxysterol-binding protein-related protein 1C-like. The record is from RefSeq and is a predicted model, not a curated record. Bases 237 to 2567 code for a protein of 776 amino acids. Gene Ontology annotation, cellular component: intracellular membrane-bounded organelle; membrane; cytosol. Lineage: Eukaryota; Viridiplantae; Streptophyta; Magnoliopsida; Lamiales; Acanthaceae. Gene Ontology annotation, molecular function: sterol binding. The transcript has 9 exons.
UAUCUAUCUCUUAUCCAAUUUUUAAUUUUUAUUUGUAGUAAUACAUACAUACAUUUACUCAAAUCAUGAACAUGAACUGAAUAUGCAUAUAUUUUCGUGAUGCUGUUCGGUUACGUUUUUACGGUUCCAUCCACUUAAUUCGGGAUUCAAUUUUUUUUUUUUUUUUUUUUGAAAUAUCAAUAAAUGUAGAAAAAUGGGUCGAGAUUGGAUCUGCAGUUUAUGCUGAUGAUCCUACGAUGCAUUCUCUCUGCUGCGCCUCUUCCGUCAAGAAUCAUUAUUCCGACAUGGCGGCGCCGCCGCCCUCCGAUCAGAUUCUUUACGCCGACGCGGCGUCGCGGAGUUCGUCGGCGAGGGAUUAUUUACGCAACUCCGGGAGUAUCAACCACAGCCGCGACCUCCAAAUCAACGACAUCGUCGGAGAAGGAAUCUCCGGCAUUCUCUACAAAUGGGUGAACUACGGCCGCGGGUGGCGCCGCCGCUGGUUCGUCCUCCACGACGGCGUCCUCAGUUAUUACAAGAUCCAUGGACCCGACAAGAUCAUCCUCUCCCCCGAAAUCGAGCGUGGAUCGCGCGUCAUCGGCGACGAAUCGAUGCGGCGGAUUCGACGCCAGCACAGCUCCAACCACCACCGCAACGGCGGCGCCUCCCCCUGCCGGAAAGCCAUUGGCGAAGUCCAUUUAAAGGUUUCUUCGAUCCGAGAAAGCCGAUCGGACGACAAAAAAUUCUCAAUUUUCACAGGGACGAAGACGCUGCACUUACGCGCAGAGAGCAGAGACGAUCGAAUUAAAUGGAUGGAGGCAUUCCAUGCUGUUAAGGACAUGUUUCCGAGGAUGUCCAACACCGAGCUCAUGGCCCCCGUCGACAACCUCUCCCUCUCCACCGACAAGCUCCGGCGGCGCCUCCACGACGAGGGCGUCAGCGAAGCCGCCAUUAAAGAGUCCGAGAACAUCAUGAAGACAGAAUUCGCUUCUCUGCAAAAUCAGCUCAGGCUCUUGAAGCAGAAGCAUUGGCUCCUCGUCGACACUCUUCGCCAAUUAGAGACAGAAAAAGUCGAUUUAGAGAACACAGUUGUAGACGAAAGCCAGAGGCAGAUGAAGGAGGUCGGGGCGUCGUCGUCGACAAGAUCGAAGCAAGACAAGUCGAGCGAAAGUCCGAGCGAGUCUGAGGACGACAACGAAAGAGCAGACGCCGGCGAGGAAGACACAGAGGACGAAGAUGACACAUUCUUCGACACCCGAGACUUUCUUUCUUCGAACUCUUUUCGAAGCAACGGAUCCGAAUGUAGGACAUCCUCGUUUUCAUCCGACGACAAUGACGACGAGCAUAAAGCUUUCAACUUCGACGACGGGACGCAUACUGACAUCGUAUCUGCCGGAACGAACUUCCCACGAAUCAAGCGCAGGCGAAAACUCCCGGACCCUGUCGAGAAAGAGAGAGGCGUGAGCUUAUGGUCGAUGAUCAAGGACAACAUCGGGAAGGAUCUCACGAAAGUUUGUCUCCCGGUGUACUUCAACGAGCCUCUUUCAUCGUUGCAGAAAUGCUGCGAAGACGUCGAGUACUCAUAUCUUCUAGAUCGCGCAUUCGAAUGGGGGAAGAAUGGAAAUGGCCUUAUGCGGAUAUUGAAUGUAGCUGCAUUUGCGGUGUCGGGAUAUGCGUCGACGGAGGGAAGAACUUGUAAGCCGUUCAAUCCGUUGCUCGGGGAGACUUACGAAGCUGAUUUUCCCGACAAGGGCAUUCGAUUCGUCUCCGAGAAGGUGAGCCAUCAUCCGAUGAUCGUUGCCUGCCACUGCGACGGAAAUGGCUGGAAGUUUUACGGCGACAGCAAUCUGAAGAGCAGGUUUUGGGGUCGAUCGAUCCAGCUCGAUCCGGCGGGGACCUUAACGGUUGAAUUCGACGACGGCGAAGUCUUGCAGUGGAGUAAGGUGACUACGUCGAUAUACAACCUUAUACUCGGCAAACUGUAUUGCGAUCACUACGGAAUGAUGCGAAUACAAGGAAACGAGAGCUAUUCGUGUAAGCUGAAGUUCAAAGAGCAAUCGAUCGUCGACAGGAAUCCUCAUCAGGUUCACGGAGUUGUCCAAGACAAGACCGGGAAGACGGUGGCAACGUUGUUCGGUAAAUGGGACGAGAGCAUGCAUUAUGUCCUCGGAAACUGCUCGAAAGGAAAAGCCCGCGACUCGCCCCAGCGACGUUUGCUCUGGAAGCGUAGCAAGCCCGCUAAGUUCGCGACACGAUACAACUUCACACGGUUUGCGAUCACAUUAAACGAGCUCACCCCGGGGCUUAAGGAAAAGUUACCCCCGACGGACUCAAGGCUGCGGCCGGAUCAAAGAUGUUUGGAAAACGGAGAGCACGACAAGGCUAAUGCUGAGAAGGUGCGGCUCGAGCAGCGACAACGGCAGGCGAGGGCGAUGCAAGAAAAAGGGUGGAAGCCGCGGUGGUUUGCCAAGGACGAGAAGUCGGGGACAUAUUGUUACAUUGGCGGAUAUUGGGAAGCUCGGGAACGCGCCGAAUGGGGGGCUUGUCCAGACAUCUUCGGCCGCCAGGAUGUUUCGGACAAUGCCUGAGCCUGAUUAUCUAGAAUAGAGUGUUAAAUAUAAUAUUGAGAGUUUUCUCUUAUAGGUUAUAAGGGUGAAGGACAAUUCCUUCUAGAUCCCUUUCAUUUUAGGAUGGAUAGAUAGAUAGAUCGAUGGAUGUAUAUGUAUACAACAAAUUGGUUUAGGCUGUCUUUGUAAUUGUUUAGAAAGGGAAUGACAACAAUUUUCAUACAAUAAUUUACGACUUCUUC